This is a messenger RNA of Parnassius apollo (apollo), 1965 nucleotides long. NCBI's taxonomy places the organism in Eukaryota, Metazoa, Arthropoda, Insecta, Lepidoptera, Papilionidae. The record is from the annotation of a GenBank genome assembly.
AUGCGUUGCUGUGUUCCUAAUUGUAAGAACGAUUCUAGGCAUUUAUCAAAGUCCCAAGGGAUCACAUUUCACGUCUUCCCCUCAGAGCAGUCACUACGCUCCUCUUGGUUGAAAGCAGUAGGCAAAGAAUCGUGGGAGCCCAGAGAGAGAAGUGCAGUUUGCUCUCAGCAUUUUCUGUGUGAUGAUUUGUAUGAAACUAAAAACGGGUUGAGGAAGGUUAGAACUGGUGCAGUGCCUAUAGUGUUACUGGAUAACUGUGGAGAAGAUGUAACAAGUUUAAAGGUGUGCAGAAUCUGUCUGGCCAUGGACCGGAAGCUGUUCCCCAUCCGGAAAUACAAACUGGAGCGCGCGUUCGAGCAUUUAACUGGUUUAACAUAUUGCGAAGACGACAGUCUCCCGCAGAGGCUGUGUGCAGAAUGUGCUCAGAGACUGAUCAUGUGCUACCGCUUCAGGAACAAGAGUUUAAGGGCGCACGCUCUUAUGAUGGAAAUCAUAGGGAAGCAGAAUAUGAUUACUUAUCAAAGCAUCCAAACAAUAAAUAGAGAAAAUAACCUCCUUGCUUCGAAUCUAUCAAUAAAAUGUUACAAUCCAGACCACUGUGAUCUCUACAUAGAGCACACGGAUCCAACGGAAACACAAACAGACGCGAAAGGGGAACUCCCGCAAAUACAAGAUGUCUGCACGUUAGAUACAGAAAUAAAAAAUGAGACAAAUAAUGAAAUAUAUAUUAACGAAGCUGAUGAAGUAGCUGAAGAUAUUAAAGAGGAAGUAGUACAUGAUGAUAUCAACAGAGAUUAUUCUACAGACGAUAGCCUACCUCUAGAGAAGAGGAGGACGAAGAAGAAGAAAACAAAGAAGGAAACGGUGAAGAAAGUGAGGAAGAAAAAGGCUAAGGAUCCAGCGGAACCGAAGAUCGACAGGAGAAGGAAACCAUUCCUGAACGAUGAUCUCAAUGAAACGCUUUUCACAAUAACUGAUCUGUCCCACGAGGAGCAAGUGGCAGAGAUCCUGAAGAGGCAGGAUUCCUCCAAUUAUAAGAAUUCGGUCUUCAAGUGCACGGCUUGCUUCAAGGGGUUCUUGGAUGAGGACGCUUACAAUUGCCACAUGACUAGGCAUACUGACCAAUGUGGUGAAUAUGAGUGCGAGAUAUGCAAGACGCAUUUCAAACAUCCCCACGCGUUAAGGAAACACAUAACGGCUCACCAUACCCAACGGUUCAGCUGCAAUCAGUGCCCCUAUGUGACCACACAUCGUCAGACGGCGAGACUGCACGAGAGAUGGCACAAAGGCACCAAGUACCAAUGUCCGCAUUGUCAGGAUGAGUUCGUUAAAUUCACAACAUACAUGGGCCACAUCCGCAUAAAGCACCCGUCGGACUUCGUGUGCGAGUUGUGCGGGUAUUCCUUUGUAAGCGAGAAAGGGAUAGAGCUACAUAAGAAGCUGAAGCAUCGGCUCGAGAGUGACAAGGUUCCGGAGGAUGGACCGUUGUGUGAUCUGUGCAACGUGAGGUUUGUCUCGCAGGAGGCAUACAAGCGUCACCUGCACGUUUCCGCGAGGCACAGCACGGGGGAUAAUGAAUCAAAAGAGCCUAACAAACCAAAAAAAGGUAGGAAGCCGAGAGAAGCAAAAGAAAGAGACAUAUCAUCGAGGGAGAAGAGCAGAGAGAGAGAGCCGAGUGAGAAGAGAAAAUUAUAUCCAAGCCAGAUGAGGAAAGCAGAAGGACCAAUACCAUGUGAACAGUGCGGGAUGCAACUGGAGGACUCGAGGGCCUACCAUGGUCACUUCAGGAGGAUGCAUCCGGACAAGAAUCGAACCAACUACCCGUCGAUGAAGUCGCCGUGCAUGUGCGAGCUCUGCGGCCGAAUGUUCCAGGACAUGCAUGGACUUGGCAUUGGUGUUGAAACUCAAUUUUCAGGUAUUGCUUGUGGUGUCUCAUUUUCACAAAUGGGCGUGGUGAGAUCGUAA